CCCGGCAGUGCUUGCUUGGGCGUCUCCCGCUAUCUUCUCUUCUUCUUCAUCAUCUUCAUCAUCUCCUUCUGGGCAUGCACAAUGAUGCUAGCGAAAGCUCUUCCUCCAAUCAGCCUUAACUCCACACCCUUCCCCUCCAACUCCAGCUCCAACUCAGUCGCGUCCCCUUUCUCUUUCCGUCCCCGUCCCCGUCCCUUCGCCUCUCGGGCCUUCGGCGCUCGCCGCCUUCCCGGUGGCGGGACCCGUAAUUUCGCUGUCCGGUCGGGGGGCUACUCGAGGACGCCCUUGGAGACUCCGGGGGCCUACCAGCUGAUCGACGACGAGACGGGCGAGCGGUUCAUCGUCUGGGGCGGUAGCGACGACCCGGCCGACUCUCCUGUUCCGUCCGAGGAUGUCCUCCGGUGGAAGCCCCUGAGGAAGAGCGCGGGCGGGGGCCGUGGCGGUUCUAGUGGAGGCAAUCAUCAUGGGUCAACCCUGCCAAAAGAUGAUUCUCCUGCAGCAAGUGCAAGUGGUUUAGGCAGAAGUUUUGGACGAUUGAAAUCGCAGAGAGUCAAGGCUCUUGCUGAAAAAUCUUCCAAGCUAAAGCAACCAAGUCACAAAGAUUAUGAACCAGCAGCAGAAAAUGUACCUUUUGAUGUGCCUGAUUGCUCUUAUGCCAAAUUGGAACAACGGGGGAAAAAGAAUAAAGCAGCUAUCGUUGGACUUGGAGGAAAGGAUUCAGGUGCUUACCAAUCCAAAGCUGCCAGAGACGCUGCUGCAAGGACUGACACUGAAGAUGUUGAUCAUUCGGCGCGCCGAAUGGAGUCCGAUAAACAUGGCAUAUCUUCCACCAGAGUAGUUGGAACAGAGCAUUCAGUUCGUAGUUCUAAUGGAGAUUUCAGAGGAUGGGGCAGGGGGGUUUCCCUGGACGACUUUAGAUCUGAGUCAAAAGAUCUAAACUUGCAUAGGAAAGUUCCCUCCAAUAGUGUCUUCCACAGUCGAAAAUCCUUUGAAGAUUUGGGUUGUAGUGACUAUAUGAUUGAAUCUUUGAGUAAGCAGGGUUUUCUGCGCCCCUCGCAUAUUCAGGCAAUGGCAUUCAAACCAGUAAUUGAGGGAAAGACUUGUAUUAUAGCUGAUCAGAGUGGUUCAGGAAAAACGCUGGCUUAUCUUGCGCCAAUAGUCCAACAUCUCAGGCAAGAAGAGCUGCAAGGACUUAGUAAAUCCUUCUCAAGAAGACCUCGAGUUGUCAUUUUGGUGCCAACUGCUGAGUUAGCUUCACAGGUUUUGAGUAACUGCCGAUCCAUAUCAAAGUUUGGGGCUCCAUUCCGGUCUAUGGUUGCAACGGGGGGUUUCAGGCAGAAAACUCAGUUGGAAAAUAUAGAAGAAGGUGUUGACGUCCUAAUAGCCACUCCUGGUCGCUUUAUUUUUCUUGUUAAAGAAGGCUUUUUGGAGUUGAAGGAUCUUAGAUGCGUGAUUUUGGAUGAGGUGGACAUUCUCUGCAAUGAUGAGGAGUUUGAAGCAGCUUUUCAAAGCAUAAUCAAUUCUUCACCUGUCACCACACAGUAUCUGUUUGUGACAGCCACAUUGCCAGUAGAUAUAUAUAACAAUAUAGUUGAAAUUCUUCCCGACUGUGAAGUGAUCAUGGGACCUGGCAUUCAUCGGACAAGCCCUCACCUUGAAGAGUUUCUCAUAGAUUGUAGUGGAAACGAAGACAGUGAAAAGACUCCAGAUACUGCAUUCCUGAAUAAGAAGUCUGCUCUCAUUCAGCUUGCGGAAGAAAGCCCAGUAACCAAAACAAUUGUCUUUUGUAACAAGAUUGAGACAUGUCGAAAAGUUGAAAAUGCAUUGAAACGCAUUGACAGGAAAGGCGCUAGUACACGAGCUCUACCAUUUCAUGCUGCUGUUUCACAAGAGUCGCGACAGGCAAAUAUGAAAGAGUUUGCUGCUUCUCCAUCUAAAGAGGUCUCCUUGUUUUUGGUUUGUACCGACAGGGCGUCACGAGGAAUUGACUUUACCGGAGUGGAUCAUGUCAUUCUGUUCGACUUCCCGCGCGAUCCGAGUGAAUAUGUCCGCCGUGUUGGAAGAACAGCGAGAGGCGCCGGAGGGAAAGGCAAAGCGUUCGUCUUUGCAGUUGGGAAGCAAGUCUCCCUGGCGAGAAGGAUAAUGGAGAGAAACCAGAAAGGCCAUCCCUUGCAUGACGUGCCAGCUGCUUAUGAGUCGAUGAGUUGAGACAUCCAUGCUCUUAGAGGGAUGGAGGUCAUGCCUGUAGUAGUGCCAGCAGCAGAUUCCAUCAGUCCAUUCUUUCUUUUGUGCAGGCGACAGAGGAACAGUGCCCGGCAAGAAGUGAAAAAGGAAAGCGGGUUGUUCGGUGAGAUUCUGGUUCUCCCAUUUUGCAUCU
Rhodamnia argentea is the source of this 2377-nucleotide messenger RNA. RefSeq names its product DEAD-box ATP-dependent RNA helicase 50. Lineage: Eukaryota; Viridiplantae; Streptophyta; Magnoliopsida; Myrtales; Myrtaceae. The transcript is spliced from 8 exons. The coding region runs from base 82 to 2208 and encodes 708 amino acids. The record is from RefSeq and is a predicted model, not a curated record. Gene Ontology annotation, molecular function: ATP binding; nucleic acid binding; RNA helicase activity.